ACGUCCACCACAUGCUUGGGACAGCCCCACUACAAAGGGCAUUUGAAAAAGCCAUUUGUCUGUCACUCCAAUCAUAACCUCCGACGCCUCUCACGCUGACAAGGGCUCCAGGUGAGCUGCACAACUGCCACUAUGUCUGACACAGAAGAAGUCGAUUAUGAAGAGCAGCAAGAAGAACAAGAAGAGGAAGCUGUUGCAGAAGAGGAAGAGCCAGAAGAGGAAGUAACAGAGGAUCCUGUCCCUGAAGAGGUACCAGAGGAACCUGCAGAAGAAGCCACAGAAGAGGAGUUUGGAGAACACUUAGAGGAAGAGGAGUUUGGAGAACACAUAGAGGAAGAGGAGGAGCGCCCAAGGCCAAGACCGAUGAUGCCACAACUUGCCCCUCCUAAAAUCCCUGAAGGAGAGAGGGUUGAUUUUGAUGACAUCCACAGAAAAAGAAUGGAAAAGGAUCUCCUGGAGCUUCAGACACUGAUCGAUGUACACUUUGAACAACGUAAGAAGGAAGAAGAAGAAUUAAUUGCACUAAAGGAAAGAAUAGAGCGUCGCAGAGCUGAGCGAGCAGAACAAGUACGCUUCAGGACAGAGAAAGAGCGUGAAAGACAAGCAAGGAUGGCUGAGGAAAAAAUGAGGAAAGAGGAGGAAGAGGCUAAAAAAAGAGCAGAUGAUGAUGCCAAGAAGAAGAAAGUUCUGUCUAAUAUGGGAGCCCACUUUGGAGGAUACCUGGUAAAGGCAGAGCAGAAAAGAGGUAAAAAACAGACGGGGCGUGAAAUGAAGAGGAAGGUACUAGCUGACAGACGCAAACCUCUGACCACUGAGUACAUGAAUGAAGGUCAGUUAAGGGAGAAAGCCAAGGAACUUACAGACUGGAUGUAUCAGUUGGAGUCAGAGAAGUUUGACUUGAUGGAGAAACUCAAGACACAAAAAUACGAGAUUAACGUGCUUUAUAACCGUAUCAGUCAUGCACAGAAAUUCAAAAAAGGAGCAGGAAAAGGACGUGUUGGUGGCCGCUGGAAAUAAGAUUCAUUAGACCCUUACCUUCUGCAAUUAAAGUAUCCUAACGUAUUGCCAUUAGGUUUGAAGUGUGCCUGCAUAUGUCCUCAGUCACUUAAAGGAACAGUAACACCAAGAAAUGAAAAUUUGUUGUGUGCUUGUUUAAGAAACCCUACUAUAGUUUAUA
This is a messenger RNA of Xenopus tropicalis (tropical clawed frog), 1177 nucleotides long. RefSeq names its product troponin T1, slow skeletal type (gene tnnt1). Bases 133 to 1017 code for a protein of 294 amino acids. NCBI's taxonomy places the organism in Eukaryota, Metazoa, Chordata, Amphibia, Anura, Pipidae. The transcript has 18 exons. The record is from RefSeq and is a predicted model, not a curated record. Gene Ontology annotation, cellular component: troponin complex. Gene Ontology annotation, biological process: regulation of muscle contraction.